Messenger RNA from Caenorhabditis remanei, 2097 nucleotides. RefSeq lists its product as uncharacterized. Gene Ontology annotation, cellular component: nucleoplasm; chromatin. Gene Ontology annotation, biological process: positive regulation of DNA-templated transcription. The record is from RefSeq and is a predicted model, not a curated record. NCBI's taxonomy places the organism in Eukaryota, Metazoa, Nematoda, Chromadorea, Rhabditida, Rhabditidae. Bases 1 to 2097 code for a protein of 698 amino acids. Gene Ontology annotation, molecular function: ubiquitin-protein transferase activity; zinc ion binding; protein binding. The transcript has 11 exons.
AUGACUACUAGCACCUCACUAGUAGAAACAGUGAAUAUCAAUGUGGACGACUUUUCGGAGACAUUUCUGACAUGCUCAACGUGUCUCUACACUUAUGAUGGGAAUACCCGCAAGCCGAAACUUCUUCCGUGCUCCCACUCCGUCUGUCUGUAUUGUGUGACUCAGUUGGCCGGUCUUAGUGCAGAGACAAUUCCCCCAACACUCCGAUGUCCUCUAUGCCGUGAGAUUUGUCCGAUCCCUGCAGGCGGAGUCAUCUCCUUCCCAGCCGCCUUCUUUAUCAACCAAUUAUUGGAUGUAAUGCAGAGACAACGAAAAGAUGUGGUCCCGUCGUGUUCAAACCAUCCAUCCGACCAACUUCUGUAUUGUGAAACAUGUGAUUUGGUUUUCUGUGAGCAUUGUCAAACUUCUGUCAUAAACAAAAAAUGCGACGAGCAUACUGUAGUCCCCCUCUCUAUCGCUAUCAAGAGAAUGUCUGAAAUCGUGGUGUACCGAGCGAAGGGACGUCUUCGAGCACUCGACGACGCACAUGUGGCGGUGAAUCGAGAAAUUGUGCAAUUGGAUGGAAAUGUUGACAAAAUUGUGGAACAGAUCAAUACGGCGAUUCAGGAAGUGUCAAAUCUGGUCGAGAACCGACGUCGUGUACUUAUCGAGACGGUCCGUGUUCGACGGGAUGAGAAGCGAAAAGUGUUGAAAGACCAAUUGGAAGUGAUACAGGACGAGAAGAAGAAAUUACAGAAGGAACUGGAAUCCUGCAAAAUGGACAUCCGAUCAAUGGCUCGCCAACUGAAAGACGGUGCCGCCGAAGACAAUUGGCAACGGAAAAUCAUUGAGCCCCGAGAAAAUGCAUUCUUGAGAAUUAAUACGAACUCAGAGCAGAUGCUUGUCGACGUGGAGAAGAAUUUGAACGAAUUCGGAAAACUCUAUGCGUCGAACACGUUCCCAGGAACGUCGACGAUUGAGGUGCCCACGCAUAUGGGCAUUCACGUCGAGAAUACGGUCACUUUGAUCACCCGCGACGUCGACGGUAAGGCUCGAAAAACUGGCGGUGACCCGGUGGAAGUGGAGCUGGAACUAAUUGCUCUCGACUCUCAUUUAUCCACAAAUCGUCUGGCAGAUGCGUACAAAAAACGCGCCGAAGAAGAGGUCAAAAAUAUCAGAGUGGCAGAUGAGAAUGAUGGAACUUAUCAGUUGUAUUUCAAACUAACGCACGCGGGCGACUACCAAAUCUCGGUGAAAAUCUUCGGCCGUCCGGUGGCCAACAGUCCCCUCCAAAUUCGAAUCAACAACUGGCAUUCGUAUGAUUGGCAAAUGCCGGUCACAUUCAAGUAUCCGACAAAAUGCUGGUGGGAUGAACCGACGAAACGGAUGUUUGUACUGGAUUCCGGAAAUAAGAGGGUACGAGUGUUACGAGAGGAUGGAGAUGUGAUUACCGAUGUCAGGAAUGACGAGUUUAAGAGCGGUACCGUCGGCAUGGUCUACCUCGGUAACGAGGAGCUCGUCGUGCUCUCCUGGCAACAAAAAAUGCUGAGCAAACUAAAUACCCGUGGAGAGAUUCUGAAGGCCGUUCAAUUCUCGGAAUUCUAUCAGCCGACCGAUGUGGCCGUCGACUCGCGCGGCCGAUUCGUCAUUGCGGAUAAGACGAAAAUCUUCAUUUUCGACGCCAACUUCAAACCGGUCCUCAGUUUCCCAGUCAGAGAGACGAAAGGUGCCGAGGUGAAGUGUGUUGGCGUGGGGAUGGAUGAUGACGUCAUUGUUGGAACGACCGAUGAGCUGUUACUGUAUGAUGGUGCUGGAAAGAUGAUGAGACGGUUGAAUGUGUCACCUCCGGGCACUGUGAUGCCGAAAAUUGGCGGUCGUUUCAACAUCACCACCGUCACGUGUGACGUCACCACCGGUCAAAUCGUCGUCAUCUUCACCGACAAAAAGAUGGAUCGUACGACGAUUGGUGUUGUCAGUUACAAGGGAGAUUUUCUCUAUUCCAUCGAACCGGGACCCCACGAGAAAUUCAUGGCGCCCUGUGGCAUUUUUGUCCACAAAAAUAAGGCAUUUGUGACGGAUUUCGAAAGGAACACUGUCAGAAGUUAUAAGUAUAAGUAA